Molecule: messenger RNA, 846 nt
Organism: Solanum lycopersicum (tomato)
Lineage: Eukaryota; Viridiplantae; Streptophyta; Magnoliopsida; Solanales; Solanaceae
Product: cyclin-dependent protein kinase inhibitor SMR13-like
Biological process (GO): regulation of DNA endoreduplication
Cellular component (GO): nucleus
Source: RefSeq, a predicted model, not a curated record
CAAAAAAUAGUACUAAAGUUUUUCUAAUAGUGUGAACACAUUAAUUGAUAUCUCCACAUAUAAAAUUGGUCACAUGAUAUUACAGGUAAGAGUCUCACGUACCAUCAUGAUAUUUCGCGUGUAUCUUUUUGGUCUUAUUCCUAACCAUAACCAUCCCCUUUUUUUUUCUCACUAGUAUAAAUUAAGACCUCAAAAUGAAUUUUUUUUUACAAACUUUCACUUUCUCUCUCUUAAUUUCACCAUGGCUAAAGACCUCCAAAUUCCAAAAGAUUUCCAAGAGAACCAAUCACCAAACAUCAACCCUCCUCUUCCAAAUGGAUGCAAAACCCCAAAAUCUCUUUCAAGUAGGAUUCCCAAAGCUGUUAACUGUCCAGGUGCACCUAAGAAACCGAAAAGGGCAAAUCGGUCAUUUUACAAGAGAAGAUUGCGGUUUGAGAUCGUCGUCGUGGUUCCUAGGGAAGAAACUGAUUCAUUUUUCAGAAAUGCUGAAAAUGCUAACAAUGGUUGUAACAAGAUCAUGAAAAGAAGACGUACCAUGUAAACCCAUAAAAAUAUUUUUUUUUCAGUAUCAUCUUAUAUCUGAAACUCACAAAGUGACCGAUUCAUAAUAGUUGUUGCAAGAGUCUCUAGCUAGUAGAAGUCGUUUGAAUUGGUUGUAAGGUGAAGUUUCGUUUAUUUCAAUUAUCAUGUCAUGUCAUAUCAUAUCGUAUCGUAUUUUUAUCUUAGGUAAGUUAGCUAGCUAGCUAUGUAGUAGUAUCUAUUGCACCUUUGUUUUUCUUGUUUUGAUAUGUCAAAGUAUGGUUUCAAGUUUUAAUUAUGAUGGAUCUGAAUUAUGGUUGACAACAA